AUGGGGCGGGCGGGGAUGCUGAGGCAGGGGCCUGGGACCUGCUUGCUGGAGGAGAGGGCCACGAGCCUGAGGGCCACGUGGGGAGCAGCCGCCGAGGGGUCCGGGGGGUCCGGGCCGCCGGCGGCCGCCAGGGCUGUGCAGGCGGCUGCGCGGAGCCGGGGACGAGGCCGCCCCGGGGUGGCUCGGAGUGAGUGCUCGGCGUCGCCGGCUGGAGGCGCCCGACCCCGCGGCCCCGCCCCCCGCUGGGGCUCCUCGCAGCCUCGGCCAGAGCGCCCCCAGCCGGCGGGCCCCCGACCCAGGUGGGGCUCGUCGGUGGGCCUGGCGGGGCGGGGCCGGCGGGAGGAGGGCAGGAGGCCGGGCUGGGGCGCCAUGGAGGCCGAGCCGGCCCCCGACUUCUCGAGGAUGCUGCGCGAGCUGCUGGCGCCGCCCUGUCUGGACCCCGAGCCGCCCCCGGCGCCCCCCGCCAGGCAGGACCCGAGGCCCCCAGGCCGCCUCGGACCCAGCGGCAGGUCCUUCUGGCCUGCACCUGGGGACUCCGUCAGCGCCCUGCACUUCCUCCAAGAGACAGCGGAGGGGCUGGCCCAGCCCCCUCCCGCGGACCAGCCGGCCCUGGGGCCCUGCUGGGAGCUCAAGGCCCUGGGGACUCUGGGACCCCCGAGUCCGCCCAGGGAUGCCUGGAAGGUGCUGACCCCGAUCAGUCCGCAAUGCUGCAGCCUGGGGUCCCCGGGGGCUCCCCCGGCCCCUCCGGCCACACCACAGAGGAGGCCCCGGAAGCAGCCGCACCCCCAGCGGGGGGCCGAGAAAGCGGACCCCCGGUUCCAGGGGGUGACCCUGACGUUUGAGAUCAAGCCGGAUUGCAGCCUGCACAUCACACCCAGCUUCAGCCCGGCCUGCAGCAGCCGUCACCAGGCUCCCCCGACAGGCCCGGCCCGGGGCCCUGAGACCAGUUCAGGAGGCAGCGAGGCCCUGGGGCCCCGGCGCUGUGCUUCCUGCAGGACCCAGAGGACCCCUCUCUGGAGAGAUGCCGAGGACGGGACCCCUCUCUGCAACGCCUGUGGCAUCAGGUACAAGAAAUAUGGCACCCGGUGCGCCAGCUGCUGGCUGGUGCCCAGGAAAAAUGUCCAGCCCAAGAGGCUGUGUGGCAGGUGUGGGGUGUCCCUGAGCCCCCACCCAGGCCCAACUCAGGAAAGCUAAGCCGCUCGUCACCCAUGAGCCUGUCCUGCCUCAGUUUCUCCACGGAGAGAAUGGACAGAAGCCCUUCUAGCAGGAGUGGAGAAAGACCUGGGUCUGGAGGGGUCCCCAGGCUGCCUCCUCCCCGUUCAGGGACCCCAGGUGGAAGACCCAGGCCUCAGGCCCCAGAGCCCCUGACUCAGGGGGUCCCUGGCCCCCUCCCUGCCCCCGCUCCCAUCCAGCUUGGCGGAGCCCUUGGGAAAGGCCCUGAGCCGCAAUCCUCAUAUUGUUAA
Messenger RNA from Equus quagga, 1463 nucleotides. It is a transcript of the gene ZGLP1, whose product is annotated as zinc finger GATA like protein 1. Gene Ontology annotation, biological process: oocyte development; spermatogenesis; regulation of transcription by RNA polymerase II. Gene Ontology annotation, cellular component: nucleus. The coding region runs from base 1 to 1194 and encodes 397 amino acids. Gene Ontology annotation, molecular function: zinc ion binding; sequence-specific DNA binding. Lineage: Eukaryota; Metazoa; Chordata; Mammalia; Perissodactyla; Equidae. The record is from RefSeq and is a predicted model, not a curated record. The transcript is spliced from 5 exons.